AUGUCUUUUCGUGGAGACAAGGCGCUUCGGGGGUUCAGGGAACAAUGGGCUGUGUUCAUCGCACCAUUUCGAACUCCCGCCGCCAGCGGCUCCGAUCGAGGCUGGCGUCCUAUAGCGUUGCGUCCACCAUUCCUGGUGGGCCUCGCAUGUUGCAUACUGAGUCUGUUUAUGACCUUGGAAGGCAUACGGCAAUAUAGCAAUCGCCAAGGAGGCCUCGUCUUCUUUUCCGACACGGAUGAUGUCUCCUCACUCCAGUCAUUCUUGUAUAAUUACUUACCCAUUAUCAUCUCCCUUCUGCUCCUCAUGCUUUGGACCGUGACCGAUUAUGACGUGCUUCGACUGGAACCAUAUUUCCAAUUAUCCAAACCCGAAGGCGCCCCGGCGUCUGUUUUGUUCAUCAACUACAACUUCGGUCAAACAAUCCUAACUCCGAUCAACGCCGCACGCCGCCAUCAUUGGGUUGUCUUAUGGGUUUCUAUGAUCACGCUCUCGAUUCGAAUGAUCCUUCCGGCUUUGUCAAGCACGAUGUUUGAGCUUCGGAGCGUCGAUGUAAUUCGACAUGCAAAGAUGAAAAGUUGGCCCAAUCUGGUCGGUCUGGAAAGUCAGGCGAACUGGAUGUCGACGCAGGCAAAUAACUCGAUGGAUUCCGUGGUCGCGGCUGAUGAGCGCGUACACCGCACCCGAUCUGCUGAUUACGCGAUUGCUCCGUUGGAUAUUCCCGCCGACGACAGUGAAGGAGACACGAUUUGGACCAUGGAUCAAACAGUGUACUGGGCUGGAUUGUCCUGUAUCGAUGUACCUGUGGAUAAAUCACUCUCGUCCGUCACAAUCAACCAAACUGUCUCUAGCUCUGGAUAUCCGACCAUCUCAUGGAAUGCCUCGGGUACGGACGUAGAUGAUGACCUUAACAGCUCAUCUACGUGCAUCUUGGAUUUCCAUUACGAUAGUAUCUACUUCCCGGAGACCGAUUAUCUCCAGGUUCGCUACUGGGAACCAGUCGUAUCUCCAUCCGCGGCAUCGGAAUUUCACAAUCGCACACGCGCGUUUACCACCACCGGCUGUGACCCACACGAUAUAUACGGCAUGCUAAUAUCGGUAAAUGUCACCGACAAUAGCUCAUCUGAUCUCGAUUACGCUGCUUCUGGGCUUGCCUUCGCCUGCGACGUCUUCUACCACAAAGCCGAGGCAAGGAUCUCGAUGCAUUCCAACAGCUCCAUCAUGUCUCUCCAAAUCCACCCUGCUACGACCACCACGAUGACCGCCGCAGAGUUCAACAUUGACUACUUCCAGGCCCUGUUGUCGGAGCACUCUCCUUACACCAGUGACAUGUUAUUUAUCAGUGGAAAUGCGACUACUGGGGCUCGUAGAGUGACGGAGCUGCCAGUGAUCAGUGAGGAAAUGGGCGAUCUCGACUCACUUCUAGUAUUAGAUAGUUCGGCCAUCAUGACUCAAUCGGAGUUCGAGGCUCGAAUUCAGCGCGACGUUAAACAAACCUUUGUUCUCACCCUUGGCCGACUCUUCAAUCCGGAUGGCAAACCCACCACGAUCUCUGCAACCAGCACGACAGCUCAAGUCGCGAUCGCUAUCGUGAACUUUGCCGCUUUAGCAUCGGAGCUCAUAUUUGCGUCAGCAGCUCUGACCUCUUUAUAUCUUAUAUUUCUAUAUCGAUCUCGCCAAACGUUUCUGCAAAGUGAUCCUGGGUCAAUUGCUGCCAUGUGCAGCAUCGCUGCCGACGUCCUACAUCCUUCUAAUAUCUUGGCCGACCCUAACAACGACUUCCACCAGUUUUCUACCCGUCAAUUGAACCUCAUCUUCCGGAAGGCUCGUUGUCAUUGGCGACCUGGUCCAUCUGGAAAUCGACUGGAGAUCCUUGCAGAGGAUGGGUCACCAGUGCAGCUUGGGGAAGAUACACGAGUGCGUGUUGAUCGGAUGCCUCACUUUUUGGUGGUCCCAUUCUUCAUCAUUGAAUUUUGCCUCUUGGCCGGCAUCAUUAUAUUGAUGUGUCUCGUAAUCUCCUCACUGGUUAGGGAUGGCAAAUUCAGUCACCUGACACAAUCCGAUUCCAGCUCCCUACAAGUGGUUCUCUCUAUUUUCCCUUCCGUUGUGGCCUCAUCGGUAGGCUCCUUGUGCAGAUCUAUUCACCGCAACAUCAGUAUUCUCGAGCCGUGGGUCCACCUUCAACGGGGAAUGGCCUCCGCCCGGACUUCCCUAUCGACCAACUAUGCCUCCCAGAGCCCCUUCGCAACAUUCCAUAAAUGUGUUCGGGACAGAAACAUUUUGUUGACCUUGGUGACUAUCGCAUGCGUUGUUAACCUGAUGCUGACUGUUCUCGCGGGUGGUUUAUUCACUCAGGAACUGGCAACUUCCACAAUGCCAACAUCUGACUUGAAAAUGAACUAUAGUCAGUCAACGUUAUGGCAGUCGGACUUCUCGGCCGACUUCACGGAGUAUGACUUGAUUCAGACCAGCAUUAUGAGUGGUGUCCCUAUGCUGUCUUGGACAAGCUCUAAUGAGUCUUUCAUCCCAAUCCACAUUGACAAUCGUGACGCUGAUGUACUGUACGAGGCGGAAACUCUUGGGAUCGGGGCAGGAUUGGAAUGUGAAACCAUUUCUCUCGCGGAAGGUCUGGUCCUGAACUCAACAUCGGGCAGCGGCUAUUGGCGGUAUUCCAUGUUCGACAAUAACUCGGUUGAGUGUAUAGCUCCCAUUCCAACGCAGAGUAAAGACGAGGGUAUCGCUCUUUCCAUCCAUUUUCUGUCACCGACCGAUGCGAAUGAAACAACCAUCUGCGAGACAUAUACUGUCCUGGUCGUCGGGCAUUGGGACUAUCUGGCUGGCUCCCCAUUCACCGACCGAAAUACCAUUGCCUUGCAUUGCGAGCCUGAAGUGCGGUUGCAAAACUAUUCCAUCAAGUUCGAUGAACAGGGACAGAUCAAGGGUCACCAAUCGGUUGCCAAUACAUCCAUCUCUCAGGGAACCAUGUACAACAACGCGAGUGUGAGCCUCGGGCAAUUCAACAAGGUCUUCGCUGCUAUUCCCGAUAGCUAUGUGGGCAACACCACGUCAAUCAAUGGGACGUACAAUAUCUCGUCUUACGAUUGGGCCGGAUUUCUUGUUGCGCGUUUGUAUCAGCGUGAAGAUCCUGACUUUGACUCCCUGCAACCUGCUCGCCUCAUCCACCUAACUCGCCAUGUUUACCAGUGGGUUUACAGUACCUAUUUUUCAAUUUGGCGCGAUGUUUAUUUGGAGCCUUUACAACAUCCUGUCCCCGCCAUGCACGCCAAUAUCAUUCAAAGUACUUGGGCUAUGGUUCCGUCAAUGCCAUCCCUAAUUCUUGUCCUCAUUAUCAUUGGCUUCGACACAUUAGUGGUACUCCUUGUAUUUGGAACCCGCCGUGGCCGGUUCCGAGGCCCAAGAAUGCCGCGAUCAAUCGGCGCUAUUAUCCCCUGGCUUGCACACAGUCAUAUGCUAAAUGACUUCAAGACAACGCAUACCUGGACUAACUCCAAACGACGCCACCAUCUUGCUACAUUAAACAAGCGGUAUGGGUUCCGCAUGUUUAUGAACCCGGACGGUCGUUGGCGAUUUUCUGUGGAGGAGGAAUCGCCGUCAAAAUUAUCUGAUGAUUGCCAAGAACCUCAAGGUCCAGAUGCUGAUAAUGCGAUCAAGUCUACCUCCAUUCAGUUGCAGGAGCUGUCUGGCCAGCGACCCGAGGCCCGUAACCCAUCAUCCUGA
This is a messenger RNA of Penicillium odoratum, 3735 nucleotides long. RefSeq names its product DUF3433 domain-containing protein. Lineage: Eukaryota; Fungi; Ascomycota; Eurotiomycetes; Eurotiales; Aspergillaceae. The coding region runs from base 1 to 3735 and encodes 1244 amino acids. The transcript is spliced from 2 exons. The record is from RefSeq and is a predicted model, not a curated record.